This is a messenger RNA of Spirometra erinaceieuropaei, 5529 nucleotides long. Lineage: Eukaryota; Metazoa; Platyhelminthes; Cestoda; Diphyllobothriidea; Diphyllobothriidae. The record is from the annotation of a GenBank genome assembly.
AUGUUCAUCAUCCGGUAUGUACAUUUACGUAAUCUCUUAUUUGCAUCAAACUUUUUUUGUACAUUUCACGCAGAUUUUAUAUUCAGUCUACGUAGUGAAAACCUUGCGUCAUGUCAAUAUUCAGGACCAAACGAAAACCAGAACUUCUAUAUAUACCCAUCGUUGCGCUGUUUGACGAAACAGCGCCGCUGGGUUGUUUGACAAUGGUUUUAAAUACGGAUAACCAAGCGUGCCCCCUUUGAGUUAUAUUGUCACCCUAUUAUAGCUCAAGAGGAAUGAGUAGUUAUGGCAUCACCUCCUUGUUCUUGACAGACAGGUUGUCAAUAUCAGUUUGUUUAGUCGUUUCUGAGUGAGUAUUCUCAAAUGCGCUGCUCAUUGUCCUUAUAAGCAGAAGAUUUCACGCAAAGCAUGUAAUAGGAGAAUAAAAUUUUUCAGUGUAUUACCCAACAGUGCCCCUUGAGAAGCAUUUACCCUGUCUUUUUUGCAGUCUUUAUUGCCUUUUCUUCUCAAGGAGACUGAUAUUUUCUGAAACCUUCUUUGUCCAGCGAACGUGAAUGUAAGAGUUUUAGAGUUCCGCAAAGUGAAGGAAAUCAAAAAUUCCUCCCAGCAGUUGAAACUUCCUUACGGAUUCUUAUAAACAGUAAGUUAGCAAGUAGAACUUUUGGGUUAAACAAACAAUUAUCACCUAGAAAACAAAUAGCGUUUCAUUACCGACCGCUUACCCGAAUAGAAGGUAGAGGAAAUCAGAUUAUUAGAAAGGCACCAGAAAGGUCAACCUUAGACAGAAACAUAUUCUCUCCUCUAAACAAAAUCCAUAUAUCAGAACCAGCUCUGGUUAAGAAUAACGGUGGUUUUCAAAUGCGGAACUUCUCGAAAAUGUAUGCAUUGUCGUAAAUUACGUUUUCAUUCCACCUCAUUAACGAAAAAUCACGUCUGCUACUACCAGGACAAAUUUUAAUUGAAAAACCCCACUAGAGCAUCACUUUUACAUUAUUCGGAUUGGUGUAACAACAAAGACAAGUGAGACAGAAAUGGUCAUGUCUGGCUAAUUAGCCGUCAUCAGCUAGCCAUACGCAAUCCCGUGUCUGGAUGACUUGGUAUUCGAACUAGGGUUCUUUUAUCACCGUGCAUCUUUAAGUCCGAAAUUCUAAUACUGAGCCACUGACCCAGAUCGCAGAUCCAGUUUAUUCAGAAAAAACUGAAAAAUACAAUUCUGUAGAGCAUCUCAUAAGGGAAUAUUAAAUAAGCAGAUUUUAUGCGAGGUGUACUGGACCCAAACUGUGUAUAAAAGUUUUACCUUACAAUUUUCCCGAACCGCUUGUUUUCACGUUCGUUCUUAUCGCCUAAAUUUCUAGCAUGCUCUCUCGCUAUCAUUUGUUAUUCAGUGAUGCGCCUGAGUUUCGGACAUAAGAUUGUUCGGUAUUCGUAUAUUUUAUAAGCUUCGGUCUACGUCAACAGGAAAAGUAGGGAAUUAUUCUACGGUCAUAUAAUGCUACCCUUGCUAGUUUUCCCAACGCAAGGCAUGGGCCGACUUUGGUUCCCAGUAUAUUUUACAGACUAUUGCCGAACAACGCAGCUUUCAUAUGCAAAAAUUUGAAAACUGACUAUUUUUCCGGCUUACGAAGGGUUCCAAAAUUAAAAUACAACCAUACAGUCCAUCGCCCAGUGAGAACAUCUGAACCAUGUCGUUUAGCACUGAAAUAGGUUUAUUUGAUGCAGAAAGUAUUACUAACAACUUAUGGUAGUAAGCUUAGCGUAUAAAUAUAAAUUAUGCCGGCCGUUAGGUAAGAUUUAGAGCAUGACCCAGGUAAGACUUAAAAGCUGCACCCAACAAGGCGCACAGGCUUGUAACCCCGGGAACUGUCGAACCUUCGAGCUAUUUACUAAAAUUAUUGUCGGUUAAACUUACAUACGGCAGUAGAAACUAUUUAUUUAAGGUUCUGAAAAAAGCAGCCGGCCCUUCUUUGUUAAAAUAAACAAAAUCAUAAAUAUCAUGGAUGCUCUCAACUGAUACUUCGAUUCCGCCCUCUAAAAUUCGAUGAUAUUAAAGUUUGUGAAGGUAACCCAUGGACUUCUCAAUUGAACCAGCAAUUUGAGUAAAAAAUAUUUCACGUAUGCACAGCUGAAGCGAUGUCUAAAGUUGGCCCUUGAAAGCCAACCCUAUACAAAUGAUGUCAUUUGGGGCAAUUGUUACUUGUCUGAAGAUCAGUCGACAUUACUUACCGCUGUCAAUAUACAGUUGGUGAAAUGAUCCAACAAAUUAAGCUAUAUUCGUAUGCAUCUAUGAAUAUACAGACAUAAGUAUAUUCCGGUUUAUGACACACCUAACACUAGAAAUAAUUUUGCCUGUUACAUACCACCUUACCCAAACCGACCCCAUCGAGCCAAUCACCUUGGAUUACUUGCUUUCGACUAGUUUACGCGCCUUUAAUUCGCAACUUUCAAGUUGGGCGGUCAGUUCCGGCGCCGCGUCAGAGUAAUAAAACAAACGAAAGGCAAAAAUUUGAAUUUCCUUAACGCCUUCCGUAGAUUCAGUUAAUUGUCGCGUCCGUCUGUCCUACUGUUAAAACGAAUAUAAACACCUUUCUCGCACUUCGGGAGUCUUAGUGCUCUAUUUUCUCAGUGGGCUCGCAUAUCCAAUCCAUUCCACGUUAGCGCUACUGUAAAGUUGGAGGUAGAACACGGAAAUUGAUACUCUUCCCACAAUUUAACGCGAGACCGUCUGUAUUGCGGGGAAGCGUUCCUAUUUCCGUGUCCUGUUGUGAGGGGCAAUAUAAACGAUUUCUGUCAAAGUCUAUUUUGGGUUUUUUACUUUUUUAUUCCAUACUAAUCUAAAGACCUUAGGUGAAUUUCGUACUAUGCAGUCACACCUAGUAUUUCUAAAGGGACAUUUGGAUGAGAGACAGAAUUCUGCGGUGAGCAAUCUUAUGAGUCAUUCAGGUGUGCUGGUGUUUUCAGCCUGAAAUGAGCUGAAAGACCGAUAUACGAAGAUAUGUAACUGAAGCAGAACAAUUGGACUCUCCUUUUAAGGGAUGAUCGGCCGAUAACAUUAAGUAUCUUAAGGGUUGCUUUUAGCUAAGUCUUAAAUGAUUUAAUAACUCAGCGUUGUCUCCUUUAAGCUUGCUUAGGAGUUUACAAAAAGGCGUGCUGGGUCGUUGCUCUGGUUAGAGCACUCAACAGCAGUUGAGGACCUCGAAAUCGCUUUCCGUUUCAAAUGAUCUUGGUUCACUCUAUAUUUUGUUUUUGUUUGUUGGUCAGGAACAUAUAAGAUACGAAAUAUCCUGGCAGCAAUUUGAUAAACUCUAGCGUUACCUAAACUUUGUCGAGCUAUUUCUGUGAAAUCUCGAGGUCACGGUCCCGCACCAGUUAAUUUCCUCAAAUAAAUUUGCAAGCAGAAUUUCGAGGGACCCUGGUUCUUCUGUCUAGGAGCAUUCAAUGUAAGGCUUCUUUUUCUCAAGACUAUUUUGCUCACCAGAUCGAGUACUUCGGAAAUUAUGCGCUAAUAUUUACAAAAAUAUUGUUUUCAAAAAAAAACCGAUCCUUGCGCGCGUGGAAAAGGAUGUUGUUGAAUUACUGUCUUCGCCUCCCACCAUUCACCAACGACAAAUCGCAUUAGAAGUUUAUGCUUUUAGAACUUGCAAAGGUUUAUCUUUGGCAAAACACAGCAUUCUCCUAUAUUUUGCGUAUACAGAAAUGAAGGUAAUAUGAUAUUGGGACAUGGAUAACAGUACAUUGAACGACAUCAAAUCCCUUGCCAUAAGACCUUGACAGUGGAGACGCCUACAGGGCUCUUGUAUGUCAGGUGUUGUAAUAGCAGCACAUAUAUACACACAUAUUAAUGAUAACAUACUUCAGUGUUGUUGAGACGUGCAUUUAUUUGCGAUUAUUUGCGACCCACGGUCGAUAAGGAGGUCUUUACGGACUAAAUUUAAAUUUCAGUGAUGAUCAUGAAUUUAGUAAGUUUACGCAUCUGCCCCUGUUCACAACCCAACCUCCUUGUUAUCACAAAGCGAAAGUCUUUUGAUAAGGCCUCCCUUGGAUUGGGAAUUUUUCGCUUCUUGUAGAUUUUAACUGGCGAUCUUCUUCAUUAAAAUCAACACGGUGCUGUUAACCCACUUUAAUAGUCCUACUAAAAGUGCCUAUUGUGACGUUCCUUUCAGGCUUGCAGCUGAAGCUCUCUCAGUGACGAAUUCCGAGUUCUCAGAGUCCACUGGCGAGGCGAAAAUGACCUAUGCGAAAAAAGAAUCCCUGCUCCCUGAACGGUGGAACAGACCUCGAAAGCGCGCAAACACUUUCCCCACCGUAGAUGACUGUGGACCACAGAAGAGGCAGAAGAGCAACUUCUCCCUCCUGUACAGCAUUCUUGUCGGAGAGGAAGACGCUGACUCUAUUAGGCUCAGAAGUCGUCUCUUUCCCAAAAAUGCGUCCACAAAGGGGAUCUAUGGAGCCUCAGUUUCUGGCCCAAACACAGCGUCAAAUGUCACUACAACCGCUAAAACGCCGGUUGGAAAUCGGGCCAUGCCGCAACGAACCCGAGCUACCCCCAGAACUGACGUAAAACCCAGUGCCACUAGAGGUUUGUUGUUUCCACAUUUAAGGUCGACCAAACCCCUGGGACGCCUGAGUCCCUUCUGGCCAUUCCGUGACGGUUGUGAAAACACUCGCGGGCCUAUUACCAACGAAAACUUUCCGCUUGUGGAGGACCCCUUCUUCGCGUUCCAGUGGAUUCUCACCGUAUUGUGGGGAAAACUGCUUGCCAACUGCGCCUUGCCAGCUAUGUCCACCGAAUAUUCUAGCUCAUGGGAGUCAGGUCUUGCCGGCGCAGCCAACGAUGAGCCGCUCGAUCUCUCGUGUCCAGUAAUGAGGCAAAAUGAGAAGCGCAGAACCGACCCAACCCCCGACUCUAGAGUCGAUUAUGAUAAUUUUUCUGAAACGAUCAUUAGAAACGGUGAGGUGUGCUGUUUUCGGAGCGGCAGAGCUCCCAAUCACUCGCAUGGAGUGGAGCUGUCUGUGAACGGCACAACUGGUCCAUCGAUUCUCAUGAAACGAUGCAGCAGUUUUGACAGUGGGGAUGACAGUCGAACGAGCCUCAGGCAGUUGGAAGAAGUGCUCCAUUCUCUUUCGGACAUUAUGCCUGCACUACCGACGUCAAGGGUCUUAUCGGCAGGUGGGGGUCAGCUAUCUACCAAAGGUGCAGUAUGUCGGGACCCGAAUCGACUACGGUCCGAUGCGACUGAGCCCGAUCUGGGCAGCCAUCUCACCACUCCCAGUAUAUCAUCGAAGAUGUUGACCGAAUCAUUUGCCCUGCCAUUCGUUUCACCCACUUUCUUUAACGGUGCACUCAAAUCUCCUCGACCGACCUUUAAUCUCACUGAUCCAGCAGGACUCCACCAUAAUUCAGGCACCGUUUACAGGGGGCAGAACAACCUCUCACAGGACGUCGGAGGAGUUUGGUCGCCGAGUACUGGUUUUGAAAAAGACUCAUGUCUGUCUGCCAUGUUCUCCCAUUUGAUGAUGGUGAAACGAUAA